CUCGCGAGGACACGGCAGGUGGUGACGAGGAUGAGGACGACGAAGAGGAAGAAGAUGACGAGCGUUUUUUAUCGGUUCAAAAUGGUUUGAUUCCCGAUUUCAUGGCGAAACGAACGCAAGAGUUGCACCCGAGGUCGAUGUUCCGUGUCCGCUCAGCCAUUCCUCACCUUAAGGCAACGCAGACUGCAUCCUCAGCGUCAUCCUUGGUCCACUUUUCAAGUAGAAAAAGGGCACAAGAAAGAUGGUCUCCGCAGGGAUGCCCGCCCACGCGUUAGCUCUAAGCAACAUUUGAGGUCUGGAGUUUACCUGAAUUUUGGUGCUGGCGACUGUAAUACCAUCAAAGAGCCAGGUUUUCGUCUCACGAACCCGGAGUCCGGGGUCUCAUCACUAUUGGCCGAAGAAGAGCGUUGGGCAGAGACGUUGGUGGCUUUGGUGCAGGUGAAUUUGGACAAACUGAGCGACUUUUUUGAAACGGAAACUGUGGAGGAGAUGGAACUACAAAUACAUGAACAGGAACAAAACGAAAACGGAUCUCCUUCUCCACUAGUAGAACAUCUCCAAAGACGAAAUAGAAAAAAUAUGGCUUAUCUCUAUAAUGGGAGAGUGCCGGAUGUUUUAGUAGGACCAAGAAGUAGAGCGAAAGUACAAGGACCCUCUAGCGGCUACGAUGAGCAUCCCGUUGCUACGGCUCUGCGGAAGAUUCUGAGGGCAUUCGAACAUAUCAUCUUAAAGUUAAAUGGUCCGCUUUUAUCCAUCUUUCUCGGCAACAUCUUGGUACCCUUUUGCUCUGUAUUCUCAUGAAAUACAAGGGCAAAGGGGUCAAGAUGAGGGGGCCGAGAUGAAUAAGCGCCGACGCUUUAAGAGAGGGAACAGCUGACGAUGACGGUCGUACUAAAACUAAUAUUGAACACGACCCACGUCUACCUUCACUGCGUUUGCGCAACAAUGCUGGUAAGACGGAGCAUUUCAGUGUUUACUUCGAUGAUGAGAUGGCGGAGCAAAUGGAGGGAGAGGCCACGAAAGGUGCGACGUACGAUCGUAAUAGGGCUGCCGCUGAAGCAUCCUCAGCACCAACUAUCCUCCUGGCUGGUUUUCUACUUGAAAAUGAAGCCAAGGAUGCUCUGAGGGAUGCGCACGCGGUAGCUCUAAAAAUCGUCCACCAUCUAGCACCCCUGGCCAUGGUCUGCUUGAAAUGACCUUGCAACUCCUCGAAAUCGGCGGACUAGUUACUUACGAUCACGAUCCGGAGAUGGGGAGAAGACGGUUGCUUUCGACCUCCUCGAAGCACGAGAGCCUUUGGGCAAGACACUUGCUGGGCCUGAGGAGAAGGAAAUAUUCUUUCCUGGUAGAAGAAGAGGGUGGUGAGAAUCAGAAUACUGGAGAUGGUGCAACUUCUGUUAAGUUUAAGGGACACACAGAAGCAGAAUUUGCACUACUGCGACCACGACCGCCAGCUGUAGAAAAUAUAGAAGUAGAGACGAAUCCGAAUAUGGAAGAGGCUUCUGGUGUAACCGCUACAAUUAGAGGAAAGAUCGAACAUUUUUGGUACAAGGUUCUCCUGCCUGGUGUGGCUGCACGGUUUCGCAUGGCACGAAAGGAAGCUGAAGCGGUAACGACACCUGCGCUGGACCGUGGCUUUGCCUGGGAGUUUCUAGAGAGUAGAGCAGAGGAAUGCAGGAAUAGGAAAAUUCCAGGUCUAAAACUGAAAAGCGGCGUUGGUGUUACGCCAGAUAACAUCGAGCGAUUGCUCCAGGAAACAGGGCUUUUUGGGACGACUCAUACGAAGGAGCAUGAAGCCGAAGCUCCGUCUGCAGGGCUUUCGGGCACGACUCAUACGAAGGAGCAGGAGGAGCAUGAAAAAAAUCAUAAUCACGCAUCACUUCCACAUGAAAAGGAAAAUAGUCAUCAAUAUGGCGUCGUCGAAGCCGAAGCCGAAGCCCCGUGUGCAUCCACCAUGCCUCCACUCUCUGGCCUCACUUCAAGCCCACUCCCCCACGGACAUCCUACUCCUGCGGUUACCUUAGCCAGGAAAGAAAAAGAACACGCGAAAAUAGCACAAGCGUUGAGGCCAUUGUUGAAGCAAAGCGAAUAUGAGACAGCUCUUGCUAGAAGAGCAGUGCUGCGACAAGGUUAAGGUUAUACUGCUGGAGCAUCCUCAGCACCAUCCUUGGCCUUUUUUCACUUGAAAAGCGGACCAAGGGUGCACUCAAGGAUGCUAACGCGGUACCUCUAGCUCUAAAGAUCAGUCCGACAUCCAGUCCGACAUCAAGUGCAUGAAGCCUCCAUCUUCAAGGACGACCUCGACAUCAACGGCAAGAUAAUUGAGUUCGUUUUUAUCGACAUUGAUUCCUGGGAUUACGAAAUUUUGAAGGCAAUACACCAAAAAACGCUGGAGAAUGACAUCAGGGUUCUUGUUUACCACGUAGAAAUCGCUACACACUUUCCACCGCCAUUCCGAUAUGCGAGUUUGUAUCCUAGAGGUACUAGAGCUGCAGAAGGAGCUUCUGGGGGUGGUAGAGGUGGGGGUGAAAAGGUAGUUAGAGCAGGAGGAGCCACUGGUGGAGGUCAUGGUAGAAGUAGUACUUCUCAAUUUGAAGUAGACCGCGGCCAAGAAAUCAACAGUCUGCGUCUAGAGUUGGCAAAGAUGCACGACAAGGGCUUGGAUAGGAGUGCCAGGAUCAAAGUGGAAAUGAGGCUGAACGAACUGGAACAAUUAAGGUUUUCCGCGUUACAUCCUCCAGUAUAACAUCGUCAUCCUUGGCCACUUAUCCUCCAGUAUAACAUCGUCAGCCUUGACCACUUUUGUUUACAGUGGAAACUACAUUCAUUCUCGAUGAUGUUCUGAAGAAUGUAAUGCUGCAGGAGCCUUUAAAACAAGCAAAUCUGCAAGAAGAGUCCUCCUCCUUCGGUGUUUUCUCCUCCGAUCUCGAUCAACUACCGCAUUCUCAAGUAGAAGAGUCCCAAGUAGAAGAGUCUCCUCGACAACAACAAGAUUAUCCACAAGACUCCAACUCAGCUUUCCUAGGUUCUCUUCCUGGUGCCGGUGGGCAUCCAUUCUUCGUAGGUAUGUCGCUUCAAGCGGCAGCGGAUCUUCUCUUUCCCACGCACACGUUGCUUUCUAUAUUACGGCUUGAAGGAUCUAUCUCUAACUCUAUGUAUUUUCAAUUCACCAUCCAUGAAAAUAAAUUCUCUAACUCUAUUUUCAAUUCACCAUCCAUGAAUCGAAAACGGAAACUGAGUGUCCUCUUCGGGAUUUGGAUUUCCCACAGUGUCCAGAUAAGGAUAUUAAUGGGAAAACGCGUUCAAGAUCAAGAUGUACUCUCUUAGAGUAUCCCCCACCCAGAACGAUGGUCGAUGGAUUUCCCUUUCCGUGAGCUGGAGCUCUAAUAAGAGGUGGUAUAGACGCUAUUUUCGUCCACAACGACAUUCUACCGUACAUUAAUCGGCAUUACGUUAAGGCUACCGCUGACGCAUCCUCAGAACCAUCCUCGGACCUUUUUCUACUCGAAAAAGAAGCCAGGGAUGCGCUCAGGGAUGCGAACGCGGUGCUUCUAAUUACGGCACGACAUUGCCACUGCUUCCCGUUCUCCACUGUUGGGCAAACAGUAAAAUUUGGUUUCCGUUCGUUCCUGAAUUCGUCGCAGAGUGGGCGUUCAAUCCAAGCUUUGGACUAAAGGAAAAAAUGAAUCUGAUAGCAGGAAAUAUGACCAUGUGUGACGAAUUUGACAGCUUGAACGGGGUGAGGAAAAUCACUGGGAAGAAAGAAAAAAGCAUGAGAUUUAUGCUGGAAGUAUGAGAUUUAUGCUGCAGAUAUCACAAUGAGAUGGAGAUAGUGAUGAGUAGCUGUGAAGAUGGUAAUGGUGUUGGUGCGUUGUAGAUGCAUCAAGUUCAUCUGAUUCACAAGUUCUUGAAUGAAUCUAGAAGUCGGUACGACAUCAACAUGGCAAAUGUAACUCGAACCGAGGAGGUCGCUCGUCCACCAGCGCAGCAAGGCGACAAGCGCGAAGGCUAUGUCACUCACGAGGUCGCAAGAUAAUAUCGCGAAGUCUACUUAUGUUAAUGUUAUACUAAUGCGUAGUUGAUCUCCUGUUCCCUCGCCGGAGCAAUUCUUCGCGCGGGCUACAGCUACAGUGGCCGUCAUCUGUCGUUUUUGUUCGUUGUCUUUGUCAUGGUCGUCUGUCCAGUGAGAUGCUAAGAAGGCACAUUUUGAUCGAGCGACAUUGUCUCGGUUCUUUAUCUUCUUCGUUCACCGACAAUCGUGUUACAGAGGCCGCGGAGCCGAGUGGGAAGAGACUGAUUGCACUUCAAAAGGCAAUCUUGGGACCAUGCUGCUUUCGGUCGUCGUCGGAGGAUUCGGUCGCACUGUUUGGAAUAACCUGCUAAAGUGUAAAUAAAUACUUACACUGUUAUUUUAAUGAGAAGUACUUGCUACUUGUAACUCCCGCCCGCCACCGUCUCGAAUUUCAAAAA
This is a messenger RNA of Amoebophrya sp. A25, 4470 nucleotides long. The record is from the annotation of a GenBank genome assembly. NCBI's taxonomy places the organism in Eukaryota, Dinophyceae, Syndiniales, Amoebophryaceae.